UUAGAAGAAGAGAUUAUUGCACUCCGACCCUGGAAUUCCUCUUCUAUUGAUGGCAAAUGACGUGGUUACGUCGACAUCCAGUGGUCCUACAGAACAGUUGUCAUACUGCUUGAAUUUACUCUCCCACCACACCAGCCAACAGCCAGCGCUGCGUAUGCCACGAACAAAAAAGUAAAUUCCGUUCGGCUUGUGGCUGUCAUCCUGAAUUUGUUGAAUUUCUACGGUUUACACCAAAGCGCAUCGCUUUUUAGAUUUAUUACUUAAGUUCAAGUGCCCAUACUAUGACGGAGCGAAUAAUGCAGGAGGAUGGUGGAACGCCUACGCUCACCGAUAACAGCCUCAUUGUGGACAUCUCAGAUGCACUCAGCGAAAAAGACAAAGUCAAGUUCACUGUGCACACCAGAACCACCCUGAAAAACUUCCAAAAGUCUGAAUUUCUUGUAGUUAGGCAACAUGAAGAAUUUAUAUGGUUGCAUGAUAGAUAUGAAGAGAAUCCAAUUUAUGCUGGAUACAUUAUACCGCCACCGCCUCCACGUCCCAACUUUGAUGCCUCAAGAGAAAAGUUACAAAGACUGGGUGAAGGGGAAGGCACCAUGACCAAGGAGGAAUUUAAUAAGAUGAAGCAAGAAUUGGAAGCAGAGUAUUUGGCAACGUUUAAAAAAACCGUGGCAAUGCACGAAGUUUUUCUCACUCGCCUUGCGAGCCAUUCCAUUUUCCGCGAGGAUGAACACUUGCGUGUGUUCCUCGAAUUUGACCAAGAUCUUUGCGCCCGUCCACGCGGCAAAUUACAACAAUUGGGAGGCUUGGUGAAGAGUCUCGGUUCUACCACCGACCAAUAUUAUCUGAACGCUACUGUUCGCGACGUAAAUGACUUUUUCGAACAGCAGAUGAACUCGCUAACUGAAUAUCAUGGCCAGUUGAAGGAGGCCACUAUGCGCACUGACAAGAUGACUGAGAAGCACAAAGAAGUAGCUGAUAGCUACAUUAAAAUCUCAGGGGGAUGCGUGCAAAUGGCUAAUAUUGAUCCAGGUCCAUUAGAUAAGUUUCUCAUGAAGGUUGCGGAUAGUUUUGAGAAAGCACGAAAAAUGGAAAGUCGUGUUGCAAGUGAUGAAGAUCUUAAACUAGCCGAUACUUUGCGAUACUACAUGCGUGAUAGUCAAGCAGCGCGAUCAUUAUUAGUGCGGCGAUUGAAAUGCCUAGCAGCGUAUGAAGCUGCGAAUCGUACGCUGGAGAAGGCUAGACAGAAAAAUAAAGAUAUUCAUGCGGCUCCUGAAGUUCAAGAGGCAGAAACAGCUCAAUCGGAAGCGUGUGAACGUUUCGAGGCGAUAUCCGCACAGGCAAAAGAAGAAUUACUCGAUUUCAAGACUAGGAGAUUACAUGCAUUCAGAAAGAGUUUGAUCGAAUUGGCCGAACUGGAGAUAAAACACGCGCGCACCCAACAGGAACUGUUCCGAAAAUCGCUUCAGGGUCUGCAGGAGCUGAUGUAACAGUAAAAUUUAAUGGGUCCUUAUAUUUUUUUCUCGUUAUUGUAUCAGAUACAAUACAAAUCGCCAACACACAUGUGGAAUUUAAGUAUAUAUUAUUUCUCGUUAUGUUAUCAAUAUUAUUAUGAAAAGAAAUAUACAUUCCAAAUGUAUCAAAAAGAAAUUUAUUUUAUCUGGAAUGUAUUAGGAUAAUUAAGUCCGUUUUAAUCAAAUCUAUAUUCUUAUGAUUAUUAUUACUGCAAAGCAAACAUUGUAAAUGGAAGGAAAUGCAAGGAAAACGGUAAAAAUUCUAUAAGAACAAAUUUAUGUAUUGUAUAAUGUAUGUUGUUUAUAUUUGAAUAUAAAAUUACAUUUUA
This is a messenger RNA of Dalotia coriaria, 1840 nucleotides long. RefSeq names its product sorting nexin 6 (gene Snx6). Bases 282 to 1487 code for a protein of 401 amino acids. The record is from RefSeq and is a predicted model, not a curated record. Lineage: Eukaryota; Metazoa; Arthropoda; Insecta; Coleoptera; Staphylinidae. The transcript has 8 exons. Gene Ontology annotation, biological process: phagosome-lysosome fusion involved in apoptotic cell clearance. Gene Ontology annotation, molecular function: phosphatidylinositol binding.